AUGAAUGUUCCAGUAAAGCCAAUCGACAGCUGGUCAAAAGGAAUCCGCCAUCGUCUUCUGGUGGAACCGACCUUCGAAUCUCUUCAACAAACACUUUCACUCGAAAGGGAACCGAAACGAGGGGGCAUGUCUCGUGGACGCUGCCGUCGUCGUCGUCAGGGUCAACUCGAGCCAGUAAAUAUACACUUUAGACGAAAUGAAAGGCGGCGGGAAGCCUGGCGUUUAAGCCCCGGGCCCGAUGAUUCGCGACUGCCGCCCGCUCGUGUCUUGUGCGACGCGGACACGGUGCGGUUGUGCGCCGGCUCCGGCCCAAUCGGGUUGAAGGCGGCCAGUCCUGGCCGACUGGGCCGGAUCGAGGCGCUGCGGGCGAACGGGUUGUCUGUCGGUUUGUGUGUUGACGAGCUGCUGGCCCGACAGGCCGAGGUGCAGGCGAGGAUGCGGCAACUGCAGACGAGCCUCGAGGCCUUGGAGGCCGGAGACUCGGGCGUCGUGUCGGCCAGUGAACUGUGGCCGGCCGACGUUGACGUCAACGUCGACGUCGACGUCGACGUUGAAGUGGGCGCCGAGGGCGAGGGCAGACGCGAGAACGCGGUCGACCUGGUGAGGCGGCUGCAGUCGCGGGCCGACGCGGUGUUCAGCCGGGCUGACGGGCUGUACGGGCGGCUGGCGCGUUGCCUGGCCCGGUGGUCGGAGGUGGAGGCGGGCCGGGAGGCGGUGCUGGGAUUGGUGGAGCGGGCGGCGGGUCGAUUGGCCGAGCUGCAACAGGCCUGGCGGCGUGAGGGCAUGCCGGGCUCGAGCGUCGGUGUGUGUGUUGGUGCAGUGCAAGUUGCCCGGGUGAUCGAGACGCAGGCGGGGUGUGUGCGUGAGGCGGAGGCGGUGUUGGACGAGUUGGGCGGGCUGGAAGGGCAGACAGAGGGGCCGGGCGCCGGGUGCUGCGGCCGGCUGGUCGGCCAACUGGCGGCCGCCGUGAGGGCUCUCGAGGCGGAGCUGGGCGCGCCGGGGCGGGCCAGGCCGGUGGAGCGCAUGAUGGGACAGGCGGCGUGCCGGUUGGCUGAAGUGCGCGCCGAAGCCGGUGAUUGGCUGGCGCGUGAGCGACGUCUCGCCGACCGGCUGGAGCAGCUGCGCGUCGAGCUCGAGGCGGCCGACAAUUGGCUGGAGGCCUGUCGGCGGCUGGCCGACGCGUCGGCACUAUCGACCGCGUGGACCGACCAGCUGGACGGGCAGGCCCGAGAGGCGGCCGGCCUCGAGGCGGAGGCGGGCGCGGAGGGCUCGCCGUCGCUGCAGACGGCCGCCCGGCUGGCCUGGCUGGUGACGCGUCUGGAGACGGAGGGCGAGGCUCACCGCGGCCGGCUGGUCAAGGCGGUCGAACAGGCGGUGGUCGGGCUGAGCUGGCCGGCCGCGAGGGGC
Molecule: messenger RNA, 1407 nt
Organism: Protopolystoma xenopodis
Lineage: Eukaryota; Metazoa; Platyhelminthes; Monogenea; Polystomatidea; Polystomatidae
Source: the annotation of a GenBank genome assembly